Messenger RNA from Closterium sp. Naga37s-1, 948 nucleotides. NCBI's taxonomy places the organism in Eukaryota, Viridiplantae, Streptophyta, Zygnematophyceae, Desmidiales, Closteriaceae. The record is from the annotation of a GenBank genome assembly.
AUGCUUGCUGGCAGCAACAUCGCUGGAACCGGAAAGGACGGCGUGGGAGGGGCCUUGCCGGCCAGCUUUGCCAAUCUGACGAAACUCAAACAGCUCUAUCUGGACAACAACCGCUUCAGCGGGCCGCUGCCGGACUUCAUCGGCUCUUUAACCCACCUGGAGCAGCUCAUGGUGAGCAAGAACCACUGGCAGGGUGCCAUUCCCAAGACCUUCUCCAAACUCAAGAAGCUCAGGCUCCUCGGGCUGAUGGAAACUUCACUGGAGGGCGAGAUUCCAACGUUCCUGGGAAAACUGAGCCAUCUCACAUACCUCUCCCUGUCCAGCUCGCGCCUGCACGGGGAGGUCACCGGGGCGCUCAGCGGGCUAACGAAGCUCAGAGAGCUGUACCUCCAGAAUGCACUGUUCUACGGCUCUGUGGCCGGCCUCAGCACCCUCAAGAAGCUCACCCUCAUUGACCUCUGUCGCAUUCCCUCUUCUCCUCCUCUUGAGCUGCCACUAUGGGUUCUCCUUACUCCUUCGCUUGUACGUGAUCCACUCUUUCUGAACAUGACUCAUAAGAACGACCUCUCUGGCAACUAUUUCUCAGGCCCCAUUCCGGCCUUCCUGCACCAAGUCCAGAAAUUCAACGCAGCUGACAACUAUUUCUCCGGCUCAGCCUCCUCUCUUCCCUGCUCCGACGACUUCUCCGGCUCAGCCUUCUCCCUGGGCGGCAACUGCCUCUCAUCCGUGCCGCCCAACUGCGGCGAGCCUGCCGCCCAGAAGAGCGCAGCCGAGUGCAACAAGUUCUGUGGGUCGGCCACGGCCACGGGGGCGUGCAGCGGCAAGGGCGUGUGCGUGAUGGCUGUGGAUGAGUCGCGUGGCACAAAGGAGUUUGUGCCCAUGUGCAAGUGCCAGGCUGGGUACUGGGCUUCCCACCAGAAGCUGCGGUGCUCCAAGAACAGCACAUGA